UGCAGCUAAGGUACACACAGUUGUGUUGUGUGUGAUGAGGGAGGAUGAUAACUUGUCUCAUAGUAACGGCGGCUGCGUUGAUUCUGCUCAUCAUCGCUGUGUUUUUUAUAACAUGUGCGCUGUCUGAUGCAGAUGUUAAGCUUAUCUAUAAAUCAAAAUUUGGCAAACAACUAGAUAGUUUGAGGGGUAAAGUGGUAUGGAUCACUGGAGCAUCAAGUGGAAUUGGAGAAAGCAUUGCUUAUUAUCUCGCCAAGGCUGGGUGCAAGUUGGUUCUCUCAGCUAGGAGGAAGGAUGAACUGGACAGGGUGAAAACUGCCUGUUUGGACUUCGGAAAAGGUAAAAUAUCAUCAGAAGACAUUUUAGUCCUGCCGUUAGACAUUGUGAACUACGGAAGCCAUGAAUCAGCUGUUCAGCAAGUCAUAGAGUACUUCAAGAAGAUUGAUAUCCUUGUGAACAAUGCAGGGAGGAGCCAGAGAGCUGCCUGGAUGGACGUCCAGCUGUCUGUGGACAGGGAACUCUUUGAAACAAAUGUCCUGGGUCAGGUAUCUUUAACCCGGGCAGUCCUGCCACACAUGAUCAGCCGCAAGGAGGGACACAUCGCCUUGAUGAGCAGUCUUGCGGGGAUCAUGGGUGUGCCAGAUUCCAGAUCAUACACUGGCAGCAAGCAUGCUCUUCAUGGUUACUUCAAUGCCCUGCGAACAGAAAUGAGUGAGCACAAAAUUCACGUGACCACCAUUUGCCCUGGACCAACUUUUUCAAAUCUUUUUAUCCAUGCUGCCACUGCAACUACAGGGGAGAAACUGGGGCGAGAGAUGGAGAGCAAAGAGAAGCGUAUGAGUACAGACCGGUGCGCAUAUUUGUCGUGUGUUGCCAUUGCCAACCAGGUGUAUGAAACCUGGCUAGUGCAGCAGCCCAUUCUGUUCCUGGUCUACAUCAAUCAGUAUAUUCCAGACUUGGCUAAAUGGAUAACGACUCAAUUUGGUGCAGAGAAAAUAAAAAAGAUGAGAGAAGGAAAAUAGAGGGCACAGAUAAUUUGACAACAAGUCACCUUUUGUUUCAAAAUGAACCGUCAGUAUUUUAGAUGAAUAAAUUGUACUCCAUAUAACAUACACCAUUUGUGCCAUAUGAAAGGGGCAUUUAUUCAUAGCUUGAAUAUAAAUUGUUUUGUUCCUUUGAAAAAUAUUUCUCUAUAUUUAAACAGAAAAGAAACAAGAAUUUGACCAUACUGUACAUUUAUGUUCCAUUCUUAAUUGUUUGAGUUAUUUUGUAUUUUUUUCUUCCUCAAUAAUCAGUGUCUGAUUUAAUCAAACUUCUUGGUAAACCGAAACUAUUUUUUAAAAUUUCAGAAAUCAGAAUGACCAAUUCAUUUCUAUUUUCUUCUGUAGUCAUCAGUGCAUUUAAAAUAUUGUUUUUGCAAAUGCUAGUAGAAUUAGGAGUGUGUGCAUCUUUAAAGUUCCUAAAAGAGUUGUUAGUGUAAUUGUUGUUUGGGAAUAUAAAAUGUUGUAAAAUAAUUUAAUAAAUUUAAAAUGUUGAAAAAGGGUUU
Molecule: messenger RNA, 1543 nt
Organism: Physella acuta
Lineage: Eukaryota; Metazoa; Mollusca; Gastropoda; Physidae
Product: dehydrogenase/reductase SDR family member 7
Molecular function (GO): oxidoreductase activity
Source: RefSeq, a predicted model, not a curated record